UGUGAGUAUGUGGUAAAUUCUGUGUGGGGAAGAGCCAUGGGUUUGAUGGUGGGCAGGCUGGGGCUGAGGUGCUGUUUGGGGGGAAGUUGUGAAACUGGAAGUGAAAGUCUGAAGGCUUUCUUGAGGGAUUUUGUGAAAUCGGAAGUGCCUGAGGUGUGGUGAAGGACUGUGCUGAAAGACUGAAGUGGCAGGUGGGGUGUGGAGCUGCACUGAAAGAGCUCCUGCCACCAGAAUUAUUCACUGGGGGCAGAACAAGCAGAGGCUGGGAAGUUAUGGGUGCUGAGGUGUGAAUUUUGGGUGGACCCUCCUCCAGGGAAGGUCGGAUGAAAAAAUAGGGACUAAAUACGGUGCUGAAUUUUGUUGGGAGAGACUGUGGGUCAGGAGAGGACAGUGUGGUGAUGGGUGUGUUAUGGUUGGGCAGGGACAAUAGGGAUGAGCAGCUGUGCUGAGGGAGGUUGCAAAACCAUCAGCAAAGGUGUUUUGGGAGAGGAAUGAAAAUUUCUCUGUGUAACCCCGAGCGGCAGUAAAGCAUCAUCUUCAGGGGCUGUGAAACCACUGCAUCUCAGGGACAUGGGUAUGAAACAUCAAUGCAAGAGGCAAGGGGUGGGUUUGUAUGGACAAAACUGGCUGGAAAGAGGAGAAUUAGUAAAACAAAAAUUGUUUCCAUGACACUGUGAAGAGGGGAAGGGGAAGUGGUUCAGUUAUCACACACACGUGAUGUUCUCCCCUGAAGAGUGAUUGGCUGGUGUGUGUCACACUGGCUUUUUAAAGUGUUUGAUUAGCCCAGCACUGCAGUAUUGACACAAGGACCUUGUCUGGACCCUAUGCCACAGAAUUCAGGGGACAAUAUUGCCCAGCAGAUCCACACCAGGCAGCUGCUGCAAAGCCAUCACUGAAAUUCCAAGGAACCCACAAGAAGGUGUGUCUGGAAUCACCCAUUAUGAGUUCCACAGCCACACCAGUCUUCCUUCCAGCCACAACCACCCAGGCCCUCGGGACUAACCAGAGUGGGGCUGUGGGACAACAGGAGCCAUCCUAUGCUGUCUUGAAGUUCAUGGAGAGCUUCUGCCUCAUCAGCUCUGCCUGUGGGAUGGUGGGGAACGCCCUGGUCCUGUGGUACCUGGGCUUCCGCAUCCGCAGGAACCACUUCACAGUCUACAUCCUGAAUCUGGCAGCCGCCGACUUUGGGUACCUGCUCUGCAUCGCCAUCGAGACCGUCCAGUACCUGAUGCAGUUCAAUGUGGGGGUGCAGUUUGGGAUAUUCCUCUUCCUGGAUCUCUCCAUGUAUGGGACCGGCCUGUACCUACUGACAGCCAUCAGCAUCGAGCGGUGCCUGUCUGUGCUCUCUCCAAUCUGGUGCCGGGCCCACCGCCCCAAACACUUGUCUGCCAUCAUCUCCGGCCUGCUCUGGGCUCUGUCCUUGCUGCUGAACACACUGGGGUACAUUCUGUGCACCAUCCGCCCCUCUCCCAAGCUCUGCCAGAGCCUGCUCAUCACCAUCGGGACCUUCGACUUCCUCAUCUGCGCACCCCUCAUGCUGCUCUUCAGCCUCACUCUCUUCCUCAGGGUCAAGUGCAGCUCCCAGCACUUCCAGACGGGCCGGCUCUUCACCAUCAUCAUGCUCACCAUCCUCCUCUUCCUCAUCUUUGCCGUACCCCUCAGCGUCCUCAUCCUCUUCGACUUCCUGGGUUACAAAUUUCUCUACUCCCCAGAGAUUGGCUUUGUGCUGUCUUGUGUCAACAGCACCCUCAACCCUGUCAUUUACUUCCUGGUGGGAAGCUACAGGGAUCGGAGGUUCAAGCUCACCCUUGGACUGGCAUUCCAGAGGGCCUUUGAAGAGUCAGGGGACGACAAAGAUGAACGGGAAACCAGGGACUCAGUAACUAUGUCCUCCUAAAAGCCUGGUCUAGAGACAAGAGUGGGCAGAGUUGAAGAACUCCAAGGUUUUGGGGAAGGUUCAUUGCACCUGACCUUCAGUAUCCUCACUGUAGAUAGUUCAGCUAAUUAAAUGAGUUCUGUCUGUGAUCAGUGAAAUCACACAAGGACCUGGACCACAGAAUUUUCCUGAACUGUAUUUGGACCACAAGUGACUAUUAAAGAACAUUAAUUUGAUAAGGUGAAAUGUCUUGGUGUCUGAAUUUCCUCAAAGGAAUCUUACUUAGAAUUUGCACUUCACUCAAUAAAUCCCUGUCAUUCCUAAGUGCGUGAAUUCUCAGUCACUUUUCACUCGGAUCGCUGAAGAUGAGAUGAGAAACAACCUUCCUCUUGUUGAAAUCAAACAUAAAACUCCUGCAAGGAGGAGGAAUUUAUCCCAUUUAAUUUUAAA
Molecule: messenger RNA, 2326 nt
Organism: Lepidothrix coronata (blue-crowned manakin)
Lineage: Eukaryota; Metazoa; Chordata; Aves; Passeriformes; Pipridae
Product: proto-oncogene Mas-like
Exons: 2
Coding region: 941-1897 (318 amino acids)
Biological process (GO): G protein-coupled receptor signaling pathway
Cellular component (GO): membrane
Molecular function (GO): G protein-coupled receptor activity
Source: RefSeq, a predicted model, not a curated record